CCAGUCAGAAAAAUAGAACUAGGUACUACGGUACUACCAACUUUAAAGUUGGGGUCUCGUCUCAAAUUCUCAAAUAAAUCAUCUAUUUAAUUUAAUUUAAUAUUGUUAAUAUAUUGCAAUAAAUAUUAAGUUGUUAAUGUAUGUGUCACAGAUGUAAAAUAAAUGAAAUAGAAAUAAAAUAACGGGAACCUACAUCACGAAACAAGAAGACAUUCGGUUCGAAAAAGAUUUCGAGACUGCAAAUUAAGAUUCAUAAAAUUAUUAACAUUAAGAAGAGAUCUCAUAAAUGCCUAAACGACGGGGAGACGAGCUAAUGGACUUACAGGAACGCGGAUUCCGAGUUAGUGUGUGCCUUCGUCGUGUGUUUACCGAUGAGCGCGCCAAAUGCUACAUGUGGGUGGAGGAGUCGCGUCAGGGUUAUUAUGAAAGAAAACAAAGAAAAUGUUGCGAAAUCAUUGAGAGUGCCGGGUGAAGAGAAUCAACCUAGAACACAAGGACCACAUGAUGAAACUGAUUAUGAAGGAAAACAAAUACAAAACCAAAAUAAAAUUGAUGAAACUUUAAAUGUUGGAAAAUUUAAUGAGGAUGAGACUCUUGUUGAGACCAAACGACAGGCUCUACUUCUUCUGUCCACUUACGAGCAACAAAACCAAGAGCUGUCGACUCACGAUGCAAACAAACAUAGGGAUUCCACAACUAAUUCUCGUUCCUUGCUCUGUGACAACUCGAUUGAAAUAGAACCACAUCUUUACAUGGAUUCAUCAAAUGGGACUAUGGUGGAGAAUGAUAAUGCAUCACGACUCGAAGCAGCAUCACCAUUUAAUACCAAGCUAUGUCAGCAAGGCGGUGUACAGCUCUCGCGAGACUCUGAGCCGGGGAACGACGUCUCCCCGCUACACACAAUAAGAAAGCGUUUCAAAUCACAAUCGGAAUGGAUGUCAGAUGAUGUACCAACGAGGACGUCGUGCGCUCGCAGCGGGCGGCGCCGCGUGCGUCGUCGCCGCAACGCCCGCGCCCCUCCCCCCGCCGCGCCCUCCCCUCCCCCCGCGCCCUCCCCGCCUCCCCCCGCGCCGCCCGUCCGCCGCGACGCCAGCCUCGCAAGGUUACCGCGAGUAGUGCGAGCUCUGUCUCCUGUCGACAACGAAUCUGUUUCUAGUAGUAACAGCUACGGCCGUACGCCCUCGGCUCUGGUGCUAUAAAUACACAGCUAUUUUCAGUUAAGUAAAUCGUUGAGGAUAUGCGACUGAGAUUAAGAAAUUAAAUGUUUUAGCCAUUAGCAAUUUUCGCACACAAUCUUUGCUAAUAAACACUGUAUCAGAACCCGCAAACAACCAGAUCAUUUAAAAUCAUUCACACUAACACUCCACUUUAUUAACACUCCUCUGGUAGACAAUAAUCCUGUCAAACACGGAUGCAUCAUCUAUCAUCGCAUCAAAUAAAACUUUAGUAUUCGGUGAAACUGUGAACUGUAGUUUUUUUCUUUCUUAAAUUCUUUUCUGUUUUCUGUCAGUUUACUUGUUACCACAGAUCUUCAGGACUACUGAAUAGCUUUGUAUGUAGUUUUCACAAGUGGACAGGGACUGAUCUGGAGGAAAAUAACGAAACUAUUUCAUUAAAAUCGGAUGUUGUAAAAGACAAAAGUCAUCUAAAAAUAUUUCAUUCUGUUUUUUUUUCCUAGUUUCUGCCCUCGGUUUCUGCCGCGUAAAAAAAAAGAAUUUGCCCAAGAUGAAAUUCUAUCCAAAUCUGUGCAAUGUAUUUGCUUAAUUGAGUAAAAAAACACUCGAAUAUUUUCUGAAAAUUUCACAUUUAUAAUAUUAGACGAAACAAAUACCGAUUCCAAACGACAUCGGAAACAAAGAAUAUCGUCGAACCUGAAAAUCGCGACAGAAAACAUGUUCUACCUAUUUUCCCCCGUCGCAAUGGCGGACAAGAUCCGUACACCACAUUGUGGGGUACUUGAAGCUAGUAAUUGACUUUGGACAGCAACUUGACCCAACAACCAACGUCUAGCUGAUUGUGCCAAUAACAAGGCUUCAAAUGAUUUCCUGCCACUCUGCGUUUGGCCCUGGAAUUUAUUAAUAUUAACCGGAACCGGAAAGUUAGCUGGUAGCCCGGACUCCACCACCACGCCGCGGCGCCGGCAGGUUCAAAUCCCGUAGGCAAGUACCAGUACGUAGGUACUUAGAAAAUGCUCACGAAUGAAUUCCAUGGUAAAGAGAAUAACACCUUGUAGUAAGAAUAAAAUUUACAUAAAAUAUAAGUUGCGUAACUAUUGAUGGUAGGAGGUCUUAUGAGCCGCACGGGUAGGUACCGACACCCGGCUUAUUUCUGCCGUAAAGCAGUAAUGUGUUUCGGUUUGAAGGGUGUAGCAGCCGAUGUACCUGCGUACCUGCUGGUCCACCGGCAAUGUGUAAAAUAAUUAUAUUUGGGCCUGUAUUUAUCAAAGUGAUGUAAGUAAGUAAAUAGAUGGGUAUAAAAUGACAGACAAAAAUAACACAUUAGAUUUGUUUAAAAUCAACUUUAUUAAAAUUAACAAUUAUGCUACUUCCUCUGCGCGUUUCGUUUUCAAUGCCUUUAAUAUCCCGAACUUCAUGAGUUAAUCCUGAUAGACCAUUACAAAUUUAUAUUCUCGUCUGGAUGAGACUGACAGUCAAUCAAAUCUACUUGACAGCGAGAAGUACCACCUCCCCUCUUUCUGCCGUGAAGCAGUAAUGCGUUUCGGUUUGAAGGGUGGGACAGCCGUUGUAACUAUACUUGAGACCUUAGAACUUAUAUCUCAAGCUGAGUGACGCAUUUACGUUGUGGAUGUCUAUGGGCUCCAGUAACCACUUAACACGAGGUGGGCUGUGAGCUCGUCCACUCAUCUAAGCAAUAAAAAAAAAUUAAAAAAGUUAUCCUUUUUGUUUUCACUAGCACGGUUCGCAAAGUUGUAGAUAUUGCACGCAACGCAAUGAUAAGGAUAUGCAAACAAUUAACUGCCAGCCCGCACUCCCCCUUCCCUGCUUCGUCUUUUACAUACGUUGCUGGCAGCGCAUUCGGUAUUGUAUAGAAUGCCUAGGCAAACCGUAAACAAAAAAUGCAAUGGCUGACCCCAGGUCAAACGCCGCAACAGUGUCCUAAACCAAAAUUUACCUAUUCACUAUAGCUUUCUCCGAUUUUAUCAAGCAAUAACGGCAAGAUAUCUGCUGUGCCGAACACCGAACAAUGAUAGUAAAACUUGCAGCGAAACAGCCCCGACUCAUAAAUCGAUCUUCACCAUUAUUGCUCCAUGAUAACGCGAGACCUCAUACAGCACGAGAAACCGUUUUAAAUUUACAGGAACUGCAAUUAGAAACCAUUCGUCACCCUCCGCAUUCGCCAGACCUCCCUCCGACGGACUACCAUUACUUUCGUGAUUUGGACAAUUUUCUACGUGAUAAAAACUUUUCUUCCCAGGAGGCGGUACAAAAUGCUUUCACGCAGUUUGUAGAAUCUAGAUCAGCAGAGUUGUAUCGCAAAGGCAUAAAUUACCUUCCUAUUAGAUGGCAGCAACGUAUAGAUAAUUAGGUAUGGUAGAUAUUUUGCUUAAAUAAAUAUGUUAAAUGAUAAACAACGAAUUUAAAUUUUUCAGAACAAAUCGGCAUUUUCAUACUUUAACCCCUUAUACUAAGUAUAUAAGUAAUACACGACCCGGUCUCUAUGGCUAUUUCCGAGUCGUGUAAUAAUAUUUUUUAUUGUCUGUUUUGCGUUGGUAGAAGACGGCUGCUUCUUUCGGUGGGUUUCGGCGUCUGUAGAGAGGUUUCACAGGUAACUGUCUGUUCACUGGUGGUUUUCUGAUAACUGUACUAUCGGAGAACUGCAGGUAACUGUUUCUGUCUUGCUGAUGUUUCUUUGUUGGAGAUUCACUGAGAACUGUUUCUGUCGGAGAUUUGCUGGUAACUGUUUCUGUCAAAGAUCCACUGAGAACUAUUUCUUGCCUAUAAAUGGCCACCCUUUUAUAUUUAUUUCAGUACCCCAUCCCGCGACGCGCUAUCGUCGCAAGCAAGAUGGGUCGUCGUACCCCCUGACGGGGGCACGGAACGGGCCUCGGGGCAAACCCCACUACCCGCGCUGAAACUCCCUGCCACACAGGGCAGGGGUGGAUAUAGUGCUGGGACGACAUUGAGAGGAGAGGGAGCUGUUCGCUGCGUGUACGGCUGCAAUUUACAUCUGUAUAUACAUAUAUAUAAUACGAUUGGCUGAUGGUCUUCGUGGAGUGAUGCCCGCGGCGGUGUCCCCCUGGCGACGGCUGCUGUCCUCUGUGUCCUAUUCUUAUUCAAUUUUUUUUCCCUUAAAAUUAUCUACAACUAACUACAACUAAACUAAAGCUAACUAUACUACUAUUUACAAACAGGGACAGCAGUCAGCAACCGUGGGGCCCGCCACCGGCCCCAUGUCGCGGCCCCACUUCUGCAAACCAGAGAGGCGGCCGCGGCACUAGGUAGGCGCUCACCCGCUCAGGGCUCCCCAGAAGGGGAAGACCGUCGCGGGGAGGGUCCGACUUAUCAACACUCCCCAGACGGGGGAGUGGUCCACCCAACGGGGGUGGGAAAUGGGUCCCCAUAGGGGGGCACCCCAACGAUGUGGGGGGAAGUGGCGAGUGAGAACAGCUCAGUCCCAUGGGGGCACUCAUUAUGAGCACUCCCAUAUCACUCCGGUUAAGCCGACUAUCUUACCAUAGUAGGGGGUUCCAGCAGCUCCCUUGGUAGCGCCCGACCAUCAGGUGGUCUGGCGUGCAAGGGAGCUAUGUUGUGGAGAUGGGCGUGGGUUCCACCGUCAGCCCGCUCGUAAAGAUUUCGAGCUAGCCUCCGGAUGAACUCCUCGAGCGACUCCACAUGCAUAUCCCGGGCGAUUACGGCAUUUCUGACGUUUUUAUUUUUACUUUUUUUAUUGCUUAGAUGGGUGGACGAGCUCACAGCCCACCUCGUGUUAAGUGGUUACUGGAGCCCAUAGACAUCCACAACGUAAAUGCGUCACUCAGCUUGAGAUAUAAGUUCUAAGGUCUCAAGUAUAGUUACAACGGCUGCUCCACCCUUCAAACCGAAACGCAUUACUGCUUCUCGGCAGAAAUUGGCAGGGCGGUGGUACCUACCCGCGCGGACUCACAACAGGUCCUACCACCAGUAACUUCCCCAUGUACUACAGAUAUAAUUGAAUUCGCAAUGUCUGAUCACACGGCACAGUUGAUUAAGUUUCCAACUAAACAAUUUUCUAUUAUUAACGGCUGGAAAAUAAAACGAAGAGACUACUGUAAAGAAAAUUUAGGAAAAUUCCGUGAUUGCUUAAUCAACUACUCUUUUACUGAAAUGUAUAGUACUGAUGACCCGAAUAAGGCCUAUGAUAAUUUUCUUGAGAUUUUCAAACUCUUUUAUGACCUUUGUUUUCCGGAAAAACAAAUAUUUAUUCGAUUACACAAAAAGGCUAAGUGGAUAUCACGUGGUAUAAAACUAUGUGUAAAAAAGAAAAGAAAACUUGUUUGGUUGUAUAGGCAUAACCCUUCUUUAAUUAAUAAAAAUUAUCUGAAGCAAUACUCUAAAAGAUUAAAGAAAAUCAUAAAACUUACACAGAAAGCACAAAAUUCAUUUAAUAUAAAUAACUCUGUUAAUAAAUCAAAAACCACUUGGCAAAUAAUAAACCAGUCUAAAAAUUAUAAGCCAAAAAACUUUAUCAGCACGAUUAAAGUAGAAAACAAACUUGUGACGAAUCCACAAGCCAUAGCAAACUAUUUUAACAAUUACUUUGUUGAUAAAGUAGUACCAUCUACGAAUUUAGGAAAUAAUGUGUUACAGUUUGUUCCAAAGUUAAAUAACUCAAUAUUUAUAUCACCUAGUACGCCAUUAGAUAUUAAAAUAAUAAUCCAAAAUUUAAAAAAAUCUAGUACUUAGUGUUGGUUAUGACGAAAUAAGCACAAAAGUUAUAAAAUCAGUGGCUGAACUGAUAAUUCCCCCCACAUCUGUUAUAUAACUAACCUAUGUAUCAGUACAGGCAUAUUUCCUACAAAACCUAAAACGGCUGUCGUGAAACCACUUUUUAAAAAAGAAAAUAGAGAGCUAAUGGAGUUUUCUAGACCAGUGGCUUCGCUACCUGUUUUCUCUAAGAUAGUUGAAAAAUUUUUGUACAAAGAAAUAUAUGAUUUUCUUGAAAAAUAUAAUGUUCUGCUUGAAAACCAAAAAGGAUUUCGUAAAAAUAAAAAUAUAAAUAUGGCAAUCUUAGACUUUUUGAACGUUAUUACAUGUGAUAUGGACAAUGGUGACUACAUCACUGCUCUUUUCUGCGAUAUGACUCAAGCUUUCGAUCAUGUCGAUUUUAACAUACUGUUAUGUAAAUUAGAAUACUGCGGGAUGCGAGGAAAUAUAUUAAACUUACUGGAGUCUUAUUUAAAAGAUCGAAUACAAUACACUGAAAUUAGUAACAUAGAUUUUGUAAAAAAAACAGAACUUAAAUUUAAGUCUAACAAACGUAAGAUUACAUACGGUGUUCCGCAAGGGAGCGUACUAGGGCCUCUUUUAUUUACAAUUUACAUUAAUGAUUUUCCAAAUUCAAUUGACCACCCUAUGACCCUUUUUGCAGACGACAGCACCAUAACUAUUAGGUGUAGAAAUGACAUUUUAUAUGAACACGAUAUUAAUAGUACUCUUCAUUCAAUAAUAUCUUGGCUUGAAAACAAUAAUUUAAUAAUUAAUUUAGACAAAACAAAAUUUAUGCAAUUUUAUCAAAGAAAUAAAUAUAUAAAUUUGACCAUUUAUAAUUAUAACAAUCAUAUAUAUGAAACAGAAAAUAUAGAUUUCCUCGGUGUAAAAAUUGAUAACAAAUUAGAUUGGAAAUCUCAUACAGACGGACUGUGUAAACGUGUCAGCUCCUCGGCCUAUGCACUCUUUAAAUUAUCCUUCAUUUUAAACACAGACGCCUUACUAACUGCAUAUCGUGGUGUAGUUCAAUCCUGUCUUAGAUAUGGAAUAAUUUUCUGGGGAAACUCAACGCAGAAAGAUCAAGUUUUUAAGGCACAAAAAAUGUGUUUAAGGUCCUAUGUUUGGAUUGGUAAUAGCCGACAGCUGCAAGCCAUAUUUUGCAAAGCAUAAACUUUUUACCCUUCCUUGUCUAUAUAUAUAUAUAUAUAUACGAAGUUGCUUUAUAGCAUAAAUGAUUUUCUUAGGGACGACAUUGAAAAUAAAUGGAAUUUUUAAUUAUUGGUUGAAUGAUGGAUG
Bombyx mori (domestic silkworm) is the source of this 7223-nucleotide messenger RNA. RefSeq names its product probable RNA-directed DNA polymerase from transposon X-element. The record is from RefSeq and is a predicted model, not a curated record. The transcript has 3 exons. NCBI's taxonomy places the organism in Eukaryota, Metazoa, Arthropoda, Insecta, Lepidoptera, Bombycidae. Bases 6072 to 7097 code for a protein of 341 amino acids.